UUCAACACGCCGCUAUUCAUCAGCCAUUUUUAUUAUUAGAAGCUGCACGAAAAUAUAGCAUAGCAACAUAUCCUUCGACAUUUCAAGGAUUUAGGUCAAGUAUCGUCGCAGGGAGAAGUAAGUUAUUUUUUUUUUACAAAGGAGUUUGGUGUCCAGUGAAAUAAUCCCCCGCCAAAAACAUGGGAACAAUAGCCUUGACUGUUGUCCCCCUAGCUAAUUUGUUAACGUGCUGUUAGCUAACUAGCUACAGGGGCCUUGUUGUUGUCGCCCAGUAACUUACCUUGAUUUAGCAACAAAACAAAUUGCUAACUGAAGUCAAGGAUACACAAUUCAGAGUUCAUUAUCAACGUGUCUUGGUAAUAUAACAACUGAAAAUCGCCACAUGGCUAUCGAAAGCCCCUCACGUUUAACUUAGCUAGCUAAUGCAGGUUUUGUGCUUGCUAGCCAGUUAGCAUGGGUAGCUAACUAGCCACUUUGAUACGAAGUUCAAAACUAAGAGAAAACAGUUAGCUAGUUAUGUAAGCAUUCUAUAAAACCGUAGAGAAUGUUGGCCAGAAACCCAAGUAUACCAGAGCAACAUUGGUUUCCUAACGAUAACUAACCGUACCUAACAUUAGGUAACUAUCUUAAGUGUGUUGUUUGUCUUUUCUGUUCACCGCUGUUUUCUUGUCUUUUGUGUGCGUGAGACGUCAAUCAUCUGGUUGAAAAUUGUUUCAGAAUCGCGCAACUCGUUAUGUUACGCAAUCCAUCCACGAUACUCUCUUCUGAACGUUGUUGCGCGGGAUCCAAUGCCAUGCUAGUGACAUCUUUGCGUAUCCAUCAACCCUGCAUUCUCUAGCUUUCCUGGUUUUGUGCAUCUUUUAAACUGACAGCAAGACUGUUAAAGCAACUCUGAGACUAAUAUUCUCGGAAUAUAUGAUUCAAAUGUUCUCUCUCUUAGUGCGACCCUUAUGUUAAACUGUAGCGUGUGUGUCCAGGCCUUGCAGACAUGUCUGACUUCAUCGAUAGCGAGGCUGAGGAGUCAGAGGAGGAGUUUGAAGAGAAAGACCUGAAGCCCAAGAAGACGCAGGCGUUUAUGGAUGAUGGUGAGCUUGAGCACAUGAUUACAAUUUACUGAUUUCUUAUGGAAUCAUCAGAAGGUGUGAGUGUGACGCAUGAAUGUCUCUCCGCCCUUGCAUGUCUUCAUCAGUGUUAUGAGCAAAUGUGUUUGCAUGUGUGUUUAACUCUUCCUCCUCCCCCAACAGAGGAAGAGGAGGAAGAGUUAAACACAGAGGACCAGGAUGAGCACGGGAACCUGAUGGGGCUCAUCGACGAUGAUGUGGAUGAAGAUGAGGAAGAUGAAGAAAAGAAGAGCGGAGGAGCGGGCAGCGGCAGUGACUCAGAGGAUGAAGUCAGACACAGGCGCAAGAAACGCAGUGAGUUAGGGCUUCAGGGCUGUUUGAGAGUUUUCAUUCCAAAAAACUCAUAGUCUUGCCUAGUAGAUAAAUGAAAGCAAUUUUAUGGAAGCUAAUUUCUGCUCUGUGGCACCUCUUUCUCUCUCCCUCCUCCCAGACUAUGAUGACUACCUGGAUGAUGAUGAUCUGGACCUCAUUGAGGAGAACUUGGGGGUCAAAGUCAAGAGGAGGGUAAGCAGUCACUUCCUGUUAGGGUUAGCAGUCACUUCCUUUCUGGGUUAGGGUAUGCAAUCACUUCAAUUAUUAUCAGAUAAUUAUUAUCUAAAAGGCUAAAUUGAUCCUAUAUCAGCAUUAGUAAUGGCACACAUUCAAGUAUCAUAUGAACGCAUAACCGAAAUGGUCCCCAGUUUAAACCUCUCUCCCCCUCCUCUCCAUCCUCUGUGAGGACAUGGACCCCAGUUUAAACCUCUCUCCCCCUCCUCUCCAUCCUCUGUGAGGACAUGGACCCCAGUUUAAACCUCUCUCUCCAUCCUCUGUGGUCCUGACAGAAGAAGAAGUAUGACCGCGUGAAGACGAUGGACGAUGAUGAAGAUGACGAGAAAGAUCAGAUCGCAGACGAGAUCUUCCACAGAGGAGACGACGAGGACGGAGAGGGGGAGCUGGAGGAGGGAGAGACCGUCGACCCGCCUCUACGUCGCCAUGGUGAACGCCUCGACGAAGAAGAGGAAGAGGAGGGAGAGGAGGAGUCGGGUACUUUUGAUUAUGAUAAUGUUACACAUUUUAAUAUCUGAACAUAUUACAGGACAUGGCAUUAUGCAUCAUUUUGGCUGAACACUUCCUGGCUCUGAAAAUCACUGUUUUUAUCUCCCACAGAUAUUGACGACUUUAUCGUGGACGACGAUGGCCAGCCUAUCACCAAGAAGAGAGGCAAGAAGUUCUCAGGAUACACGGACGCGUGAGUGUUCAUUCUCCUCAGGGUUAGGGAUGGUGUUCACUCACCUCCUCAGGGUUAGGGAUGGUGUUCACUCACCUCCUCAGGGUUAGGGAUGGUGUUCACUCACCUCCUCAGGGUUAGGGAUGGUGUUCACUCACCUCCUCAGGGUUAGGGAUGGUGUUCACUCACCUCCUCAGGGUUAGGGAUGGUGUUCACUCACCUCCUCAGGGUUAGGGAUGGUGUUCACUCACCUCCUCAGGGUUAGGGAUGGUGUUCACUCACCUCCUCAGGGUUAGGGAUGGUGUUCACUCACCUCCUCAGGGUUAGGGUUAGUGUUCACUCACCUCCUCAGGGUUAGGGAUAGUGUUCACUCACCUCCUCAUGGUUAGGGAUGGUGUUCACUCACCUCCUCAGGGUUAGGGAUGGUGUUCACUCACCUCCUCAGGGUUAGGGAUGGUGUUCACUCACCUCCUCAGGGUUAGGGAUGGUGUUCACUCACCACCUCAGGGUUAGGGAUGGUGUUCACUCACCUCCUCAGGGUUAGGGAUGGUGUUCACUCACCUCCUCAGGGUUAGGGAUGGUGUUCACUCACCUCCUCAGGGUUAGGGAUGGUGUUCACUCACCUCCUCAGGGUUAGGGAUGGUGUUCACUCACCUCCUCAGGGUUAGGGAUGGUGUUCACUCACCUCCUCAGGGUUAGGGAUGGUGUUCACUCACCUCCUCAGGGUUAGGGAUGGUGUUCACUCACCUCCUCAGGGUUAGGGAUGGUGUUCACUCACCUCCUCAGGGUUAGGGUUGGUGUUCACUCACCUCAGGGUUAGGGAUGGUGUUCACUCACCACCUCAGGGUUAGGGAUGGUGUUCACUCACCUCCUCAGGGUUAGGGAUGGUGUUCACUCACCUCCUCAGGGUUAGGGAUGGUGUUCACUCACCUCCUCAGGGUUAGGGAUGGUGUUCACUCACCUCCUCAGGGUGAGGGAUAGUGUUCACUCACCUCCUCAUGGUUAGUGUAGACAGAACUGUAUACUAUCCCAUUCGUUCUAGUGGUUUCCUUCCAACAUAGAAAAUACUGAACAACUAUUGAGAGCAGUAUAUUUUGAAUGCUCACCUGUUCCCUCUGUUCUCCGCCCAUCUACAGAGCCCUCCAGGAAGCUCAGGAGAUCUUCGGCGGUGACUUUGACUUUGCGGAGUUCGACGCUGACGGUGCGUAUGAACAGGGUGAGGAAGAGGAGGAGGACCAGGAUGAAGAGGGCUGGGACCGGCCCAAGAAGCCGACGAAGAGGAGGGUGGGGAGGAAGAGUAUCUUCGAGCUCUACGAGCCCAGCGAGCUGGAGAGUAGUCACAUGACUGACCAGGACAACGAGAUCCGGUCCACAGACAUGCCAGAGAGGUUCCAGGUAGGGUUGUGUGUUUCUGUUUCACCCUCCUGUGUCCUUGGAAUAUAGUUGUGAUAUCUUAAUGAAGCCGUGUAUGUGUUUCCUAUUCCCUCUGAUCUGUCCAAUAGCUGCGUUCCAUCCCAGUGAAGCCUGCUGAGGAUGAUGAGUUGGAGGAAGAGGCAGAGUGGAUCUACAGAAACGCCUUCUCAACCCCCACCAUCUCCAUGCAGGUAGGAACCUCUGACCACACUACACACUGGCUACAAACACACGCUACACACUGACUACAUACACACUGACUACAAACACACACUACACACUGACUACAUACACACUGACUACAAACACACACUACACACUGACUACAAACACACACUACACACUGACUACAUACACACUGACUACAAACACACACUACACACUGACUACAUACACACUGACUACAAACACACACUACACACUGACUACAUACACACUGACUACAACACACUGACUACAAACACACUGACUACAAACACACACUACACACUGACUACAUACACACUGUCUACAAACACACACUACAUACACAACUGACUACAAACACACGCUACUCACUGACUACAUACACACGCGUGACUACAAACACGCACUACACACUGACUACAUACACACUGACUACAAACACACACUACACACUAACUACAUACACACUGACUACAAACACACACUAUACACUGACUACAAACACACACAACACACACUACACACUGACUACAAACACACUGACUACAAACUACACUGACUACAAACACACUGACUACAAACACACGCUACACACUGACUACAAACACAGUGCCUCAGCCCCUCCCACCAUGUCUAUACAGGUAAUAACCACUGACCUACUGUAGAGUGAUUCCAUAUGAAACCAGCACAAAGAAAGAACAUGAUUUUGGGGGUUUUCAUGAAAUCUUAUCAAUAGAAUGGUCCUUUGGAGGAGGGAAAAUAGUUUUAACUUACAGACAACCAACAGCCCAAUUCCUCACUCCAUAUCCCACUUCAUAUUCUUCAUUCAGUACCUCGCCCUCAGUAUCAUACAACACAUGAACAGCACAGACCUUACUCUCAUUGUUUAAAAAUGAUCAACUGUUUUCUGUUUGUUCAGGAGAGUACAGAUUACCUGGACAGAGGAACCACCACUAACUUCAGCAGGAAGGGUCCCAGCACCAUCGCCAAGAUUAAGGAGGCCCUCAACUUCAUGAGGAAUCAGCAUUUUGAGGUACACUGCCUUGAUACUAAACGUGUGUGUGUAGUGGCUAAGGUUCUAUCAGUGUGUGUGUGUGUGUGUGUGUAGUGGCUAAGGUUCUAACAGUGUGUGUGUAGUGGCUAAGGUUCUAUCAGUGUGUGUGUGUAGUGGCUAAGGUUCUAACGGUGUGUGUGUAGUGGCUAAGGUUCUAUCAGUGUGUGUGUAGUGGCUAAGGUUCUAUCAGUGUGUGUGUGUGUAGUGGCUAAGGUUCUAACAGUGUGUGUGUGUAGUGGCUAAGGUUCUAACAGUGUGUGUGUGUAGUGGCUAAGGUUCUAACAGUGUGUGUGUUUGUCUCUGUUCUUACCUCCUCUACGUUCUCUGUUCCCUCCAGGUUCCGUUCAUCGCAUUCUACAGGAAGGAGUACGUGGAACCGGAGCUCAACAUCAACGACCUGUGGAAGGUCUGGCAGUGGGACGAGAAGGUAAAGGGAUGACCUCAUCACAACCUUUGACAUCUGACCUUGAGGCUCACACACCUCUGUGUUUACCAGCAGAUAGUCACCGUGGCUUAGGUUGUUACAACUGUAAUCCAAAAGCCUCGUUCCAUUUGUUGUUUGUCCUCAUAUUGACCCACUUCCUGUCCCUCGACCACCCUGACCUCAGUGGUGCCAGCUGAAGAGCAGGAAGCAGAACCUGACACGUCUGUUCCGGAGGAUGCAGGGGUACCAGUAUGAGCAGAUCUCUGCCGACCCUGACAAACCCCUGGCUGACGGCAUCAGACCCCUGGACACGGCUGAUAUGGAGAGGUACGGUUCCACACAGGGUCCAAAAUGGCACCCUAUCCUAUAUAGUGCACUACUUUUGACCAGUAUAAGUAUCCAUGUAGAGGUACGUACAUCUAGACACAGGGCCAUAGGAGAACAGUGAUAUUAAGGGGGUCAGUGGGACCCGUGAUUGACAAGCUCGAUCCUGUACAUUGUGUAAACUUGAAGCAACAGCUCUAAAAGGACAGAGAAGGGAUAUUGUUGAUAUAGAAGUUCAGGAAUCAAUGCAAUUUUUGAUGAGAUGGUGGUCUUUCCCACGACGUGAGCUCUAGGGUUGUAAUGCACUAGGGGCCAGUUUCCCGGACACAGAUGAAGCAGAGAUUUUCUUUAUAUUUUUUUCAGGACUAGGCUUAGUCUGUGUCUAGGAAGUUGACUCAGAUUUCCCAUAACAUGAUGGUACAUCAAAGUUCAGAAGCCUCAUAUCCCCAUGUCUUCACAGAAGACAAGACCCAUUUAGUAAAGUCCAGCUAGUCUGUUUCCCUCCCCGAUCCAAUCCUCUCCUCUCCUCCUCUCCCUUCUCCUCCACCCCUGCAGACUGAAGGACGUCCAGUCUAUAGAUGAGCUGAGUGAUGUGUACAGCCACUUCCUGCUGUACUACGGCCGAGACAUCCCCAAGAUGCAGAACGCAGCCAAGGCCGCCAGCAAGAAGAAGAAGAAGAUGAAGAAGAAGAUUGAGGUUAACGAGGAAGGUAGGACGCCAUGUUGACAACUGUUGAGAAUUAUAACUGAUGACUAUUAUGGUAAAUAUCUAUAUUGUUACCCAGAAAUGAUUUGAUAACUAGAUCAAAAUGGCUGCCAAGAGGAUUCCGAUGUUUCCUUAUUUCUUUGACGUUACACCUUGAGACAGAUGGCUAAAAUAUCAAAGAAAGGUGUCAUUUUUGUAUGACGUAAAAUAACAACACCUUUUGAACAACCAUCUUUUGUAUUUUUUGUGUGAUUUUUCCACCCUCCACACAUCAUGUCUCUUCCCAUUCCUUUCAGGUGAGGAGGAAGAGGUGGAGGAAGAGGAGGAGGAGGAAGAGAAGGGGCCGGACCUGAAGCUGGCAUCUCGUAGAGACAUGUACAGCAUCUGUCAGAGCGCCGGGCUCGGUGAGUCACCUCUGACCUCUCGUCUAUUUAUCCAUCCUUAAUGGGACCUACGCUUGACUUCAUUGGGCUUGUGACGGAUGAAAGGGGCUUGACGUGAAAUGGGAAGAAAAUACACCCUGCUCUGCCUCAAGACAUUACUUCUGGCAAUCUGUCUCAUCCUUUUCAUAUUCAGCGGAGGCUGACAUGUUCAAAUAUGAAUGUUAAUGUCUAGACGCUUCGCUUCAGGUUCUCACAAAAUGUCUUACUGAUCUUGUACCACAAUGCCAUUGCUCACUCUCUCUCUCUGUCUCUCUCGCUCUCUUGCUCUCUCGCUCUCUCUCUCUCUCUCUUUCUUUAUUUCUCUGUCUCUCAGAUGGCCUGGCUAAGAAGUUUGGUCUGACUCCAGAGCAGUUUGGAGAGAAUCUGAGAGACAGCUACCAGCGUCAUGAGACAGAGCAGUUCCCUGCCGAGCCUAUAGAGCUGGCCAAAGACUACGUCUGCAGGUAAACACACACACACAGCAGGGUAAGACCCAUUACUCUGUAGAGCUGGCCAAAGACUACGUCUGCAGGUAAACACACACACACACUAACCCCUCUACCUCUCCCUCUGUCUGUGUGUGUAGUCAGUUUAACAGCCCUGAGGCGGUGUUGGAGGGGACCCGUUACAUGGUUGCGAUGCAAAUUGCCAGAGAGCCUCUGGUGAGACACGUCCUCAGACAGACAUUCCAGGAGAGAGCCAAGAUCAACAUCAAGCCCACUAAGAAGGGAAAGAAGGUACAGGAACCAAGACAAGGCACUAACAGUAUUCAUGUUAUUUAUGGUAGUGUCGUGGUAAUUAUUCUAAUCAAAGGAGAGACUUUUUUAGAUUUCUUCAAAACCAUCAAACUUUAUUAAUAAUUACUGCAGUAAUGGAGCGUUAGCGGUCACCCAAUGGUGCAGAGUUAAGGACCAAAUAAGCAGGGUUAGGUUACAACUCUAUAUAGUCUUGAGUCCUCGUGACAAAGAACAGAUACACUACCGUUCAAAGGUUUGGGGUCACUUAGAAAUGUCCUUGUUUUCCAUGAAAACAUACAUGAAAUGAGUUCGAAUAGAAAAUAUAGCAAAAUGCAUAGGGAAUGUAGUCAUUAUCAAGGUUAGAAAUAAUGAUUUUUAAUUGAAAUAAUAAUUGUGUCCUUCAAACUUUGCAGCAAUUACAGCCUUGCAGACCUUUUGGCAUUCUAGUUGUCAAUUUGUUGAGGUAAUCUGAAGAGAUUUCACCCCCUGCUUCCUGAAACACCUCCCACAAGUUGGAUUGGCUUGAUGUGCACUUCUUACGUACCAUACGGUCAAGCUGCUCCCAUAACAGCUCAAUAGGGUUAAGAUCCAGUGACUGUGCUGGCCACUCCAUUAUAGACAGCAUACCAGCUGACUGCUUCUUCCCUAAAUAGUUAUUGCAUAGUUUGGAGCUGUGCUUUGGGUCAUUGUCCUGUUGUAGGAGGAAAUUGGCUCCAAUCAAGCGCUGUCCACAGGGUAUGGCAUGGUGUUGCAAAAUGGAGUGAUAGCCUUCCUUCUUCAAGAUCCCUUCUCCCUGUACAAAUCUCCCACUUUACCACCACCAAAGCACCCCCAGACCAUCACAUUGCCUCCACCAUGCUUGACAGAUGGCAUCAAGCACUCCUCCAGCAUCUUUUCAUUUGGUCUGUGUCUCACAAAUGUUCUUCUUUGUGAUCCGAACGCCUCAAACUUCGAUUCGUCUGUCCAUAACACUUUUUUCCAAUCUUCCUCUGUCCAGUGUCUGUGUUCUUUUGCCCAUCUUAAUCUUUUCUUUUUAUUGGCCAGUCUUAGAUAUGGCUUUUUCUUUGCAACUCUGCCUAGAAGUUCAGCAUCCCGGAGUCGCCUCUUCACUGUUGACGUUGAGACUGGUGUUUUGCAGGUACUAUUUAAUGAAGCUGCCAGUUGAGGACCUGUGAGGCGCCUGUUUCUCAAACUAGACACUCUGUAUUUGUCCUCUUGCUCAGUUGUGCACUGGGGCCUCCCACUCCUCUUUCUAUUCUGGUUAGAGCCCGUUUGCGCUGUUCUGUGAAGGGAGUAGUACACAGCGUUGUACGAGAUCUUCAGUUUCUUGGCAAUUUCUCGCAUGGAAUAGCCUUCAUUUCUCAGAACAAGAAUAGACUGACGAGUUUCAGAAGAAAGAUCAUUGUUUCUGGCCAUUUUGAGCCUGUAAUCGAACCCACAAUUGCUGAUGCUCCAGAUACUCAACUAGUCUCAAGAAGGCCAGUUUUAUUGCUUCUUUAAUGAGCACAACAGUUUUCAGCUGUUCUAACAUAAUUGCAAAAGGUUUUUUUAAUGAUCAAUUAGCCUUUUUAAAAUGAUAAACUUGGAUUAGCAAUCACAACGUGCCAUUGGAACACAGGACUGAUGGUUGCUGAUAAUGGGCCUCUGUACGCCUAUGUAGAUAUUCCAUUUAAAAAUCAGCAGUUUCCAGCUACAAUAGCCAUUUACAACAUUAACAAUGUCUACACUGUAUUUCUGAUCCAUUUGAUGUUAUUUUAAUGACAAAAAAAAAUGCUUUUCCUUCGAAAACAAGGACAUUUCUAAGUGACCCCAAACUUUUGAAUGGUAGGAUAUGUGAAAUUAUACAAAGGUACAUUGUGCUCUCAUGCAACAGACAGCAAGAUUUACAUGGCGCCAAAUAUCUGUCUAUAGGUCAUUUACUACUUGUUUAUACAGAAAUACUAAUGCAACAAGUCCAGUGUUCGUUAAUAACCUGGAGGGAGACCAGCAUUUCUCACACACACACACACACUACUAAUGGAUUGGAGUGUUGUCUUAUCACCAAGCCAGCCUCAGAGGCUCCUCUCGGAAGAACAGACAUUGUGAAAGUACUAAUAAAGGAAUACAUUCUAAUAUAAAAGUAAUGUGAUUUAACAUAAUGUAAUUCUACCACAGUAGGUAUCUAGAGCAGAUGCUUUCCUCUGCAUCACAAUUGCUUUACUAUUGUUUAACUGUGAAGGAACUAACCUGUGAAACAGUGCUGAUCUAACAUGUAUAACAAAUGAUCAGUGAGACCUGUCUUUAGAUGACAGCCAACAUAACAAACACUUACCAAAAAAAUGCAGACAAUACAACAGCACAUUGGUAUUAUACCAUUUUAAAGUUCAUGUAAGGGUUUCGAAUACCAUGUCGUAUUAAUUUGACUCCUGCAACAAAUGGUUUAAGACUGUCCUCUUUGCUGUGCUCAUGCCAUGUUGACCUGACUCCGGUUUGUUAUAGGACAUGGAUGAGGCCCACUUUGGCUACUCCUUCAAGUACCUGAAGAACAAGCCAGUGAAGGAGCUGAACGGAGAUCAGUUCUUAAAGAUGUGCCAGGCUGAGGAGGAGGGGCUUCUCACCAUAGACAUCUGCAUCGACCUCUUAGGGGUCAAAGGGUAAGGCGGGGUGGCAUCGACCUCAUAGGGGUCAAAGGGUAAGAGGGAGGGCCAAACCAUAGAGAAUGAUAGAGGCCUCUAGGGGCCAAAAGGCCGUAUUACCAUGGGCAGCACCAUUGAGGGCUUCCACCAUUUUAAUGUAGUCAACUGAGUGGGACUUCCGACUUCAUUGGCUGAUGCCUCCUAGUGACCCUGUUGGAGUCAUGUACAACCCUUUCAUCAGGAAGGAUCAGCCAAUCGUAUAGAAGAAAAUGGACUACUUCAAAACAGCCUCAAUGGUGCUUCCCAUGCUGUCACAGCUGCUAUAAUGGCAGAGAUGAAAAAGAUGAGACCUCUAUCUCUAUGGACUAAACUCAUGAGUUACAGAUUCAGUCUCUGAAUGGUCAAACUCACAACCCCCCCCCCCCACCCCCCACCCUCUUCUCUCCUGCCACUCCUCCCCUCCUCCCCCUGAUCCUCUGCACCACCCCUCCCUCUCUCUGACCACACCCCUCCCCCCUCCCUCUCCCCCCCCUCCCCCCCCCCUCCCCCUCUCUGCCACCCCUCCCCCCCCCCCUCCGUCUCUCUCUGCCACCCCCCCCCCCUCCUCCGUCUCUCUCUCCCCCCUCCCCCUCUCCCCUCCCUCUCUUCUGCCACCCCCCCCUCCGUCCCUCUGCCCCCUCCCUCCCCCCUCUCUCUCUCUCCCUCCUCCCCUCCUCCUGCCACCCCUCCCCUCUCCCUCUCCUGCCCCCCUCCCCCUCCUCUCUCUCCCUCUCUCUCCCACCCCUCCUCCCCCUCCCUCUCUCUCUCUGCCACCCCCCCCCCUCUCCUCUCCUCUCUUUCUCACCUCCCCCCUCCUCUCUCUCUCCUCUCUGCCACCCCUCCCCUCUCUCUCUCCCCCCUCUCCGUCUCUCUCUGCCACCCCUCCCCUCUCUCUCCCAGGGUUGCAGGUGACCAGACGUACUUUGAUGAGAUCAAGCAGUUUUACUACAGAGAUGAGUUCAGUCACCAGGUCCAGGAGUGGAACAGACAGAGGACCCUGGCCAUAGAGAGGUCCCUCACACAGUUCCUGUACCCUCAGAUGGCCAAGGAACUCAAGAACAAACUCAUCGCAGAGGCCAAGGACAACAUCAUUAAGGUAGAUCAUGUUACAGCAAAUCUAGCUACAUCCAGGACUCAACAUAUUGUAUUCCAUAUGAUGGUGAGUCGGCAUAACUCGAUCAUUAGACAUUUUUUGACUUUUUAUUAUUGUGAAUUCCAAUUGUUCCAGCACGUCUUGUGAAUUAGUCUGUUUCAAGCUUAAGUGUAAAUUAGGUCACGGUGUAUGAGUCCUCUUCCUGUUCACCUUUGACCUCAGUCGUGUUGCACCAGGCUGCAUAACUGGCUGAAGGUGUAGGUUUGUUGACCCUGUGAUAUUGUGUGUCUUGUCCAGUCGUGUUGCAGGAGGCUGUAUAACUGGCUGAAGGUGGCUCCCUACAGACCAGACCAGCAGGCGGAGGAGGAGGAUGAUGAUCUGAUGGACGAGAGUCAAGGAAAAGGCAUCAGAGUCCUGGGAGUGGCCUUCGCAGACAGCAGGUAUGUGGCGGGUGUCUGUAGCGGGUGUCUGUGGGAUGUUUCAAUGAAUGAUAACUAAACGGUACCAUUCUGUUACCAUAGAGAUGCGCCAGUGUUCUGUUCUCUGAUCAACGGAGAGGGAGAGGUGGUGGACUUCCUCCGUCUGCCCUACUUCCUGAAGAGGAGGAACGCAUGGAAGGAGGACGAGAGGGAAAAAAAGGUACAGAGCAGACGGACGACAAGAAUCUCCCCUCCCUCCCUCCCUAUCCCAUCGUAUCAUAUAAGCAGUUAUCCUCAUCACCUCAUCGAGGAUGUUGUAUGAAGUGUUAUCCGGUGUUUCCCCUUCAAUUAAUUAGCCUAGCUCUGUUGCCUCCUGAUUUAAAUCAUUUGGCUUCAGUUGGUUUCAAUAGAGCAUUUUGAUGUCAGCUGACCUAUAGGCUGCUAUGGGGGAAACCUUAUUGCUGAUCUCAGUGGAUUUGAUUUGAGGCUGUAUUACAGUCAUAUUUGAGUCAUUUAGCAGACACUCUUAUCCAGAGCGACUUACAGGAGCAAUUAGGGUUAAGUGCCUGGCUCAAGAGCACAUCAACAGAUUUCUCACCUGGUCGGCUCGGGGAUUCAAACCUGCAACCUUUCGGUUACUUGCCCACCGCUCUUAACCGCUAGUCUACCUGUAUUAUAGUGAUCUGAUGGUGUGUUUUGUCUCCUCAGCUGCAGGACAUUGAGAACCUGAAGAAGUUCCUGACCAGUAAGAAGCCUCACGUGGUGGCUGUUGCCGGGGAGAAUAGGUGAGCUCCCCUCCCACUACCUCUCUUUCACACCCUCCUGGAAGGCUGCAAAACAGCUUUUUGUUCCCAGACCAGCACUUGGACACCUGCCCUGUUCUUUUCUAAAACAAGCCUUUCUUAUUUGGCACGUUCAGACAUAACCUCUUAUUUCUCUAUGGGUGUUCUCUCAUGCCUAGGAACUAAUCGCGUGUGUGUGUGUGUGUGUGUGUGUGUGUAGGGACGCCCACAUGAUAAUGGAGGACAUUAAGAGGACAGUGAGUGAGUUGGAGCAGGAGUCUUCUCUGCCUGCUGUGGGAGUGGAGCUGGUGGACAACGAACUGUCCAUGCUCUACAUGAACAGUACCAAGUCUCAGGUACACACACUGUACACAUACACAGCACACCACACACACACUCAUACACACAGUCCACAUGAACUGCAAGAAAUCAAGUUUACUUGGACACUUGCAGCAUGAAUACAUAGCUGCAUCUACACACAUUCCUGAUGACAAUAAUAGAAACAUGUUAAUGACGGGUCGGUAUCCUAUCUUCUCAUAUGAAGAAGAGAAAGAUGAAUUAGUGCUGAAGAGAGAGAUCUAGUAGUAGAGAGAGAUGGAAGAGAGAGUAGAGGAGAGGAAGAGAGAGAGAGAGAGAGGAAGAGAGAGGAGAGGAGAGAAAGAGAAGAGAGAGAGAGAGGAAGAGCUAGAGAGAGAUGGUAAAGAUAGAGGAGAGAGCGGGAAAGAGAGCGAGAGACAGGGACAGAGAGAGAGAGCGGGAAAUAAGAGAGAAGAAGGGGACAGAGAGACGAUGCGAGGACGGAUAAGAUAGCUGAGAGCUAGCAUGAGAGGGGAGGAGUCAAUCUGUGAUCUUCCGAGCAUUAGCAAAUUCUGAGAUGAGAUGAGGGAAUGCAGAUAUGAGAUAUGAGACUGCAUCUCUUCUCUAUGUCCUCUCUUAGAUCUGUCAGCUUCUUCUACUUCUGUCUUUUAUCGGGACAGUCUAUUCUGCGAUCGCAUUUAGAUCGCGCAGAAUCUGUCUAAGAGGGAGAAGAGAGCGCGUAAGAAUAGAAAGAGGGAAGAGAGAGCAGGGCGAAAGGAGGAGAGAAGAGAGAGGAGAGCGAAAGAGAGAGAGGUAAGAGGAAGAGAGAGAUCGUCUCUGUCUCUCUCGCUCUGUCUCUCGUCUCGUCCCCUCUCCGUCUCUAUCUUGUCCUCUAUCUUGUUCUCUCUUGCUAUCUCUCUCUCUCCUAUAUCUCUCUUCUCUUCCUCUCUCUCUACUCUGUCUCUGCUCUCUUCCUCUCUCCUCUGUCUCAUCUCUCUCUCUCUCUCUCUCUCUCUGUCCGCUCUCUGUCUCUCUCCUCUCUGUCUCUCUCUCUCUUCCUCUCUCUCUCUGUCCCUAUCUCUCUCUCUCUCUCUCUUCUCUUCUAUCUCGUCUGCUCUCUCGUUCUCUCUGCUCUCUUCGGCUCUUAGUCUCUCAUCUCUUCUCUCUCUCUCUCUCUAUCUGUCCCUCAUCUUCUCUUCUUGAUACUCUAGUCUCUCUGCCUCUAUCUCCCCCCCCCAUCCCCCCCCCAGAGGACUUCCGUGACUACCCUCCGCUGCUGCGCCAGGCUGUGUCAGUAGCCAGGAAGAUUCAGGAUCCCUUGUGGAGUACGCUCAGGUUUGCAGCACAGACGAAGACAUCCUCUGCCUCAAACUACACCCUCUACAGGUGAGACUGUGGUGUGUGUGUGUGUGUGUACAGGGAAGGAUUCAUCUGAUCAAGGAUAUUCUGUGCAAGGGUAUCAAUACUCGUACCGGCUGUAUUUCUGUAUUUUGAAAGUCAUACAUCUUGAAAACUUGAUUGCUGACAAGCAAAACAUUUUGGGACUAUAUCAACAAUGGACUAAUAAAACGAAUACCAAAAGAUAGUUUUGGGAUGGCGUUGUCCUUUAAGUGGCCUUUGCAGGUACUGAAGGGGACAUUAAUUUAAUUGUACACUAACACUUGUACCCCUCCCCUCCCAGGAGCAUGUAGUAAAGGAGGACCUGCUGAGUGCUCUGUACUGUGAGUUUAUAAACCGGGUCAAUGAGGUGGGGGUGGAUGUGAACAGAGCCAUCUCUCACCCCUACACACAGAGCCUGGUGCAGUUCGUCUGUGGCCUCGGACUGAGGAAGGGAUCACACCUGCUCAAGGUCUGUGUGUCUCUUUUUGUCAGUUGCUCUCUCUUUGUCCGGCUGUGUCUCUCUCUGUCCGGCCGUGUGGCUCUCUCUCUGUCCGGCCGUGUGUCUCUCUCUGUCCGGCCGUGUGUCUCUCUCUGUCCGGCCGUGUGUCUCUCUCUCUGUCCGGCCGUGUGUCUCUCUCUCUGUCCGGCCGUGUGUGUCUCUCUGUCCGGCCGUGUGUCUCUCUCUGUCCGGCCGUGUGUCUCUCUCUGUCCCGGCGUCUGUCUCUCUCUGUCCGGCCGUGUGUCUCUCUCUGUCCGGCCGUGUGUCUCUCUCUGUCCGGCCGUGUGUCUCUCUCUGUCCGGCCGUGUGUCUCUCUCUGUCCGGCCGUGUGUCUCUCUCUGUCUGUCUGUCUGUCUCUCUAUCUGUGCAGGUUUUGAGUCAGAGCCUUGUUCAGUAUGUCUUUGCUUACUGCUUAGUGCUUACUCCUUAGUGCUUACUCCUUAGUGCUUACUCCUUAGUGCUUACUCCUUAGUGCUUAGUGCUUACUCCUUAGUGCUUAGUGCUUACUCCUUAGUGCUUACUCCUUAGUGCUUACUCCUUAGUGCUUACUCCAUACCGGUACAUCAGGGUUCUUCAAAUCCGGUCCUGGAGGGCCGAAACACUUCUGUUUUUUAUUUCUACCUGGUAGUUAAUUGCACUCACCUGGUGUCCCAGGUCUGAAUUAGCCCCUGAUUAGAAGGAGAGGAUGAAAAACAGAGGUGUUUCGGCCCUCCAGGACCGGUAUUGAAGAACCCUGCGGUACAUGGUCUGUAUUCUUUCUCACCUCUCCACUGUGAGUCCGGUGUCAUGCAAAUGUGUAUCUUGACCUGUGUCCUGUGUUUAAGAGCAGCAUUAGACAUUUAUACUGUAUUAUUAUACCAAUGUGUGUGUCUCCUACCCUUCUCUCUCUCUCUCUCUCUGUGUGUGGUUGCUUCAUCCCCGUACAUGGUCUGUAAUGUUUCUCUCCUCCCCUGGUCCAGAUCCUGAAGCAGAAUAACACUCGCCUGGAGAACCGGACUCAGCUGGUCACCAUGUGUCACAUGGGCCCCAAGGUCUUCAUCAACUGUGCUGGCUUCAUCAAGAUAGACACCGCCUCGCUCGGAGACAGGUACGUGGGUGGGCCUGGAUGGUAGGGAUAUUUCCAUUCAUCCAUGGUGUUGUUCUGCUUAUAGUCCACUGGAUUCUCUUUGUAUGUCAUUCUGACUCCCCCCCCCCCUCUGCAGUACUGACUCGUACAUCGAGGUUCUGGACGGGUCCCGAGUGCACCCGGAGACAUACGAGUGGGCCAGAAAGAUGGCGGUGGACGCUCUGGAAUACGAUGAGUCCGCGGAGGACGCCAACCCGGCCGGAGCGCUGGAGGAAAUCCUGGAAAACCCAGAGCGCCUCAAAGACCUGGAUCUGGAUGCCUUCGCUGAGGAGCUGGAGAGACAGGUACAGAAAGAGAGAGGGUGUGUGUGGUUAGUGUGAUUGUGUGUAGUACACAGCUGUACAAUUAUAGAUACCAUAGGUGUUAUAGGUCAGGGAUGGGUAACUCCUCGAGGGCCUGAAUGGUGUCACACUUUAGCCCCAGCUCCAGCUAACACACCGGACUACAAUAAUCAAAAAAUCAUGAUCUUCAGUUUAGUUUCAUCAGCUUUGUUUGCUAGGGAUGGGGGAAAAGAGGACUGGAGUUACCCAUCCCUGUUAUUGGUCAUUGUUACUUGCCAGCAUCUGGAUUAGGGCUCUCCAACCCUGUUCCUGGACAGCUACCCUCCUGUAGGUUUUCACUCCAACCCUGUUCCUGGACAGCUAACCUCCUGUAGGUUUUCACUCCAGCCCUGUUCCUGGACAGCUAACCUCCUGUAGGUUUUCACUCCAACCCUGUUCCUGGACAGCUACCCUCCUGUAGGUUUUCACUCCAACCCUGUUCCUGGAGAGCUACCCUCCUGUAGGUUUUCACUCCAACCCUGUUCCUGGAGAGCUACCCUCCUGUAGGUUUUCACUCCAACCCUGUUCCUGGACAGCUACCCUCCUGUAGGUUUUAACUCCAACCCUGUUCCUGGACAGCUACCCUUCCUGUAGGUUUUCACUCCAACCCUGUUCCUGGACAGCUAACCUCCUGUAGGUUUUCACUCCAACCCUGUUCCUGGACAGCUACCCUUCCUGUAGGUUUUCAGUCCAACCCUGUUCCUGGAACAGCUACCCUCCUGUAGGUUUUCACUCCAACCCUGUUCCUGGACAGCUACCCUCCUGUAGGUUUUCAGUCCAACCCUGUUCCUGGACAGCUACCCUCCUGUAGGUUUUCACUCCAACCCUGUUCCUGGACAGCUACCCUCCUGUAGGUUUUCACUCCAACCCUGUUCCUGGAGAGCUACCCCCCUGUAGGUUUUCACUCCAACCCUGUUCCUGGAGAGCUACCCCCCUGUAGGUUUUCACUCCAACCAGUUGUAACUAACCUGAUUAAUCUUAUCAACCACCUAAUUAUUGGAAUCCGGUGCGCAAGAUUAGGGUUAUGGUAACAAGGACCUAUAAUAUUUACGUGCUAACCUGUGUUUUUCCUGUGGUUUGUAGGGUUAUGGCAACAAGGACCUAUAAUUUUGACAUGCUAACCUGUGUUUUUCCUGUGGUUUGUAGGGUUAUGGUAACAAGGGAAUCACCCUGUAUGAUAUCCGUGCUGAGUUGAGCUGCAGGUAUAAGGACCUGAGAGUUCCCUACAGAGCUCCUAACACUGAGGAGGUGUUUAACCUGCUCACCAAGGAGACACCUGAGACCUUCUAUAUAGGUAACACACUGACACACACACACCCUUACCUUCUACGUAGGUAACCCACUCCCCCUUACCUUCUACAUAGGUAACCCCCUCCCACACCCCCUUACCUUCUACAUAGGUAACCCACUCCCACACCCCCUUACCUUCUACAUAGGUAACCCACUCCCACACCCCCCUUACCUUCUACAUAGGUAACCCACUCCCACACCACCUUACCUUAUACAUAAGUAACCCACUCCCACACCCUUACCUUCUACAUAGGUAACCCACUCCCACACCCCCUUACCUUCUACAUAAGUAACCCACACCCUUACCUUCUACAUAGGUAACCCACACCCUUACCUUCUACAUAGGUAACCCACUCCCACCCCCUUACCUUCUACCUAGGUAACCCACCACCCACCCCCUUCUACAUAGGUAACCCACCACCCACACCCCCUUACCUUCUACAUAGGUAACCCACUCCCACCCCCUUACCUUCUACAUAGGUAACCCACUCCCACACCCCCUUACCUUCUACAUAGGUAACCCACACCCACCCCCUUACCUUCUACAUAGGUAACCCACACCCACCCCCUUACCUUCUACAUAGGUAACCCACCCCCUUACCUUCUACAUAGGUAACCCACACCCACACCCUUACCUUCUACAUAGGUAACCCACUCCCACCCCCUUACCUUCUACCUAGGUAACCCACACCCACCCCCUUCUACAUAGGUAACCCACACCCACCCCCUUACCUUCUACAUAGGUAACCCACUCCCACACCACCUUACCUUAUACAUAAGUAACCCACACCCACCCCCCUACCUUCUACAUAGGUAACCCACCCACACCCCCUUACCUUAUACAUAAGUAACCCACACCCAACCCUUCCCUUUCUACAUAGGUAACCCACACCCUUACCUUCUACAUAGGUAACCCACUCCACCCACCCCUUACCUUCUACCUAGGUAACCCACACCCACCCCCUUCUACAUAGGUAACCACACCCACACCCCUUACCUUCUACAUAGGUAACCCACCCCACCCCCUUACCUUCUACAUAGGUAACCCACUCCCACCCCCUUACCUUCUACAUAGGUAACCCCACCCCCUUACCUUCUACAUAGGUAACCCACACCACACCCCUUACCUUCUACAUAGGUAACCCACUCCCACCCCCUUACCUUCUACAUAGGUAACCUACACCCUUACCUUCUACAUAGGUAAACCCCUCCCACCCCUUACCUUCUACAUAGGUAACCCCACACCCCUUACCUUCUACAUAGGUAACCCACUCCCACACCCUUACCUUCUACAUAGGUAACCCACACCCACCCCCUUACCUUCUACAUAGGUAACCCACACCCACACCCUUACCUUCUACAUAGGUAACCCACACCCACCCCCUUACCUUCUACAUAGGUAACCCACACCCUUACCUUCUACAUAGGUAACCCACUCCCACACCCUUACCUUCUACAUAGGUAACCCACACCCUUACCUUCUACAUAGGUAACCCACACCCACACCCCCUUACCUUCUACAUAGGUAACCCACACCCACCCCCUUACCUUCUACAUAGGUAACCCACACCCUUACCUUCUACAUAGGUAACCCACUCCCACACCACCUUACCUUAUACAUAAGUAACCCACACCCACCCCCCUACCUUCUACAUAGGUAACCCACUCCCACACCCCCUUACCUUAUACAUAAGUAACCCACACCCACACCCUUACCUUCUACAUAGGUAACCCACACCCUUACCUUCUACAUAGGUAACCCACUCCCACCCCCUUACCUUCUACCUAGGUAACCCACACCCACCCCCUUCUACAUAGGUAACCCACACCCACACCCCCUUACCUUCUACAUAGGUAACCCACUCCCACCCCCUUACCUUCUACAUAGGUAACCCACUCCCACCCCCCUUACCUUCUACAUAGGUAACCCACACCCUUACCUUCUACAUAGUAACCCACACCCACACCCCCUUACCUUCUACAUAGGUAACCCACACCCACACCCCCUUACCUUCUACAUAGGUAACCCACACCCUUACCUUCUACAUAGGUAACCCAUUCCCACCCCCUUACCUUCUACAUAGGUAACCCACACCCUUACCUUCUACAUAGGUAACCCACUCCCACACCCUUACCUUCUACAUAGGUAACCCACACCCCACCCCCCUUACCUUCUACAUAGGUAACCCACACCCCACCCCCCUUACCUUCUACAUAGGUAACCCACACCCACCCCCUUACCUUCUACAUAGGUAACCCACCACCCAACACCCUUACCUUCUACAUAGGUAACCCACACCCACCCCCUUACCUUCUACAUAGGUAACCCACACCCUUACCCUUCUACAUAGGUAACCCACUCCCCACACCCUUACCUUCUACAUAGGUAACCCACAACCCUACCUUCUACAUAGGUAACCCACACCCUUACCUUCUACAUAGGUAACCCACACCCACACCCCCUUACCUUCUACAUAGGUAACCCACACCCACACCCCCUUACCUUCUACAUAGGUAACCCACUCCCACACCCUUCCUUCUACAUAGUAACCCACACCCCACCCUUACCUUCUACAUAGGUAACCCACACCCACCCCCUUACCUUCUACAUAGGUAACCACACCGUACCUCGACAUAGGUAACCCACUCCCACACCCUUACCUUCUACAUAGGUAACCCACAACCCUUACCUUCUACAUAGGUAACCCACACCCACCACCCCCUUACCUUCUACAUAGGUAACCCACACCCACCCCCUUACCUUCUACAUAGGUAACCCACACCCACACCCUUACCUUCUACAUAGGUAACCCACACCCACACCCCCUUACCUUCUACAUAGUAACCCACUCCCACUCCCUUACCUUCUACAUAGGUAACCCACACCCACACCCCCUUACCUUCUACAUAGGUAACCCACUCCCACCCCCUUACCUUCUACAUAUGUAACCCACUCCCACCCCCUUACCUUCUACAUAGGUAACCCACACUCACCCCCUUACCUUCUACAUAGGUAACCCACACCCCACCCCCUUACCUUCUACAUAGGUAACCCACACCCACCCCCUUACCUUCUACAUAGGUAACCCACACCCUUACCUUCUACAUAGGUAACCCACUCCCACACCCUUACCUUCUACAUAGGUAACCCACACCCUUACCUUCUACAUAGGUAACCCACCCCCUUACCUUCUACGUAGGUAACCCACACCUACCCCCUUCUACAUAGGUAACCCACACCCACACCCCCUUACCUUCUACAUAGGUAACCCACUCCCCACCCCCUUACCUUCUACAUAGGUAACCCACUCCCACCCCCUUACCUUCUACAUAGGUAACCCACACCCACCCCCUUCUACAUAGGUAACCCACACCCACCCCCUUCUACAUAGGUAACCCACACCCACCCCCUUACCUUCUACAUAGGUAACCCACACCCUUACCUUCUACAUAGGUAACCCACACCCACCCCCUUACCUUGUUCAUUGGUAGCACUCACACCACCCUAAUCCACUCACACUAUCUUCACACCCUCUCAGAUUCUGCUUACAUGUACAGUUGCUCACUCUGCCUCUCCCUCUGUCUCCAGGGAAGCUGAUCACCAGUGUAGUGACCGGUAUAGCCCACCGGCGCCCCCAGGGGGAGAGUUAUGACCAGGCCAUCAGGAACGACGCUACAGGCCUGUGGCAGUGCCCCUUCUGUCAACAGGACAACUUCCCUGAACUCAGCGAGGUGAGACAUCAUGACCUCUAACCCCUCACCUGUUCCUUUCCCCGCGACUCUGACGUGGUUACUUAGGGAAGUCACUAACUGUAAGUCGCUCUGGAUAAGAGCGUCUGCUAAAUGACUAAAAUGUAAAAUUAGAACAAAUCAGCGGGACGUGAUGUAUUAUUUAUUUGUAAAUUAUUAUUUACUUUCUCCUCUCUCUCUCUUCCUCUCCUCUCUCUUCCUCUCCUCUCUCUCCCCCUCUCUUCCUCUCUUCCCUCUCCUCUCUCUUCUCUCCUCUCUCUCUCCUCUCCCUCUCUCUUCCUCUCCUCUCUCUCUUCCUCUCCUCUCUCUCUUCCUUCCUUUCUCUCUCUUCCCUCUCUCUCUCUCCUCUCAUAUGCUUAGUGUGAACCUAUUUGCACUGGUUCUUGUCCUGGCCCAGCUAUCGUGUGAGGGCUAGGUGUGGAAACCGUUUUGACAGGGCUUCGUUCCCCGCAAAUGGGGUCGGAUGGACAAGGUGGCUCAAUCCCCUACCAAUUCAAGGGGAACACAGACUGGCAAAACACGUCACACAAACCAAACACACACAUUCUGGUCCCGGAGAGCACACACAGGCUGGGUUUCCCUCUUCUUCUCUCUCCAGACUCAAACUUGUUGGUGACUGGAGUUGGUUCAGUACAUUCAGUACUUACUGUGUUCCCUAACUCUCCUGCCUCCUCUCCAGGUGGGUAUGACGGUACACUGCGCUCAGAAGAUCGACAUCGAGAAGUUAACGUGGACACCUGACGUGUCGUACUCUGACCUAUGGUAAGAACAAGAGUGGAGCUUUCAAGACGGUACACUUUGCACGGAGACAGAGGACACCAAGAAGAGAGGUCAAGAGAAAACAACCAGAGAACCAGUUAGUAUACAGCCAGUAAACAGUAGUGUACAGAGAACCAGUUAGUAUACAGCCAGUAAACAGUAGUGUACAGAGAACCAGUUAGUAUACAGCCAGUAAACAGUAGUGUACAGAGAACCAGUUAGUAUACAGCCAGUAAACAGUAGUGUACAGAGAACCAGUUAGUAUACAGCCAGUAAACAGUAGUGUACAGAGAAGAAACAGAGAACCAGUUAGUAUACAGCCAGUAAACAGUAGUGUACAGAGAACCAGUUAGUAUGCAGCCAGUAAACAGUAGUGUACAGAGAAGAAACAGAGAACCAGUUAGUAUACAGGGUUAGGGUCAGGUUAGGGCUGAAACAGUGCAUGUUUUUAUUUGAACUUUGUGAACAAACCAAGACUACGAUGUACCUUCUUAACGUUACUCUUCUGUUUCUCACUUUCCUCUCCUCCCUUCUAUCCUCUCCUCCCUCUAUCCACCCUCUUGCCCCCUCUCUUCUCUCUCCAGCCUAUAUAAAACGUGUGAUCGCCCACCCAUCCUUCCAUAACAUCAACUUCAAGCAGGCUGAGAAGAUGAUGGAGUCUAUGGACCAGGGAGACGUUGUUAUCAGGCCGAGCAGCAAGGGAGAGAACCACCUCACCGUCACCUGGAAGGUAUGGAGGGAUAGAGGGAGGGAUGGAUCAGGGAGGUGUCACAUGGUAGGUAUGGAGGGAGGGGUGGAUCAGGGAGGUGUCACCUGGAAGGUAUGGAGGGAGGAGUGGAUCAGGGAGGUGUCACAUGGAAGGUAUGGAGGGAGGAGUGGAUCAGGGAGGUGUCACAUGAUAGGUAUGGAGGGAGGGGUGGAUCAGGGAGGUGUCACAUGAUAGGUAUGGAGGGAGGGGUGGAUCAGGCAGGCGUCACAUGGUAGGUAUGGAGGGGGGGGUGGAUCAGGGAGGUGUCACAUGGUAGGUAUGGCUAGAGAGGGGGAGAGAGGAGUGCUGUAGAUGGGUGCAUAACCCCCCAAAAAGUAAAAUACUGCACUGAUAGGCUACUGUAUAAAACAAGUGGUCCAUCAACCCUCUAUCUGGAGAGCUACUGGAAGUGCAGGCUUUUGAUCCAACCCUGCUCAAACACACCAGUCAGCUUAUUUUUACAAUGUGGUGUGUUAGAGCAGGGCUGGACCAAGAGCCUGCACACCCAGAAUCUCCUUCUAGGAUGGUUGGCCACCCUGCAACAUUACAAUUACAACCUCCUGUAGCUCAGUUGGUAGAGAAUGGCGCUUGCAACGCCAGGGUUCUGGGUUCGAUUCCCACGGGGGGCCAGUAUGAAAAAUGUGUGUACUCACUUAACUGUAAGUCGCUCUGGAUAAGAGCGUCUGCUAAAUGACUAAAAUGUAAAUGAACAUUUUUUUUUAAAUGUCUUUAUAAAAUAAUUCCCUCAUUCAAUGAACCGUUAAUGUCGAGCCCUGUGUGUAUGUGUUGACCGACAGGUUGAUUAAUUUGUUGUUGGAUGCUAAUCAGAUGUGUUAUGUGUAGGUGGCUGACGGUAUCUACCAGCACGUUGACGUGAGAGAGGAGGGCAAGGAGAACGCCUUCAGCCUGGGACACACACUCUGGAUCAACACUGAGGUGAAGACCGUGUGUGUGUGUGAGAGAGAGAGAGCGCGAUGGGUUGUCUACAUGCCUGUUCCACAACUCAAACUGAUCUCUCUACCCCCCCCCUUGCUCUCUCUCUGCCCCUUCUUUCUCUGUCUCCCCCCUCCCUCAUCUCUCUCCCUCCCUCAUCUCUCUCUCCCACUCCCUCCCUCUAGGAGUUUGAGGAUCUUGAUGAGAUCACAGCUCGUUAUAUUCAGCCAAUGGCAGCGUUCGCUCGCGACCUGCUGGGACACAAGUACUUCCAGGACUGUAACGGAGGGGACAGGAAGGUAUGGGGGGGGGGGGGGAAUAUAGUCUUAACCACAGGAAAGUGUUUUAUUUUGAUUCACCUCAAAAGUCUCUCACAGAGUAUUGGUUUGACAAAGACUUACAAAGAAAAUAACCUCCUGGUUUGAUCUCUCCAGUGACAGUUUGUUUGUAUUAUUAUUCUCUUUAUUUAUAAAGCUACACAUCUCCAUUUUAUUCAUCUCCUCUCUCUGUCUCCCCGUCCCUCUCUCUGUCUCCCCGUCCCUCUCCCUGUCUCCACGUCCCUCUCCCUGUCUCCACGUCCCUCUCUCUGUCUCCCCGUCCCUCUCCCUGUCUCCCCGUCCCUCUCCCUGUCUCCCCGUCCCUCUCCCUGUCUCCCCGUCCCUCUCUCUGUCUCCCCGUCCCUCUCUCUGUCUCCCCGUCCCUCUCCCUGUCUCCCCGUCCCUCUCCCUGUCUCCCCGUCCCUCUCCCUGUCUCCCCGUCCCUCUCCCUGUCGCCCCGUCCCUCUCCCUGUCGCCCCGUCCCUCUCUCUGUAUGGUAGAAAAUGGAGGAGUUGUUGAUCAGGUCUAAGAAGGAGAAACCUACGUUCAUCCCCUACUUUGUCUCAGCCUGUAAAGACCUGCCUGGGAAGUUCAUACUGGGAUACCAGCCUCGUGGCAAACCACGGUGAGUUACCAUGACUACAGCUAACUAAUCCUAACCAUGGUGAGUUACCGUGACUAUAGCUAACUAAUCCUAACCACGGUGAGUUACCAUGACUAUAGCUAACUAAUCCUAACCAUGGUGAGUUACCAUGACUAUAGCUAACUAAUCCUAACCACGGUGAGUUACCAUGACUACAGCUAACUAACCCUAACCAUGGUGAGUGACCAUGACUAUAGCUAACUAAUCCUAACCAUGGUGAGUUACCAUGACUAUAGCUAACUAAUCCUAACCAUGGUGAGUUACAUGACUAUAGCUAACUAAUCCUAACCAUGGUGAGUUACCAUGACUAUAGCUAACUAACCCUAACCAUGGUGAGUUACCAUGACUAUAGCUAACUAACCCUAACCAUGGUGAGUGGUUGACGACCAUAGAAAUGGAAUGAAUAGAACGGGCGUCUCCAUUCAAGUAAAUGAUGCCAUAAUGGGUUGUCUGGCAGCCAUUUUGAGGGUACCCAUAGGAGCAAAGCAGGAAGUAAAAGCAGGAUGUGUACCCAUCAAUAUGAUUUGCUGAAUCAACCCAAUUGACAUUACAAAAAAUACAUUCCAUUGCAUGAGCCACAUCAGUUAACAUCAUUUGAAUGAACAUUCUGCAUUACCAUGGAAAUUAUUGCAUCACAAUACCAUGCAGCCAUUACGAGUGUAUCCAUGAGUUUACCAGUCAAAUUGCCAGGGUUAGAGGUUCCAAGACCGUUCUAUUCAUUAUAUGUCUAUGUUGUGGACCUUGUCCCUGACCUCAUCUCUCCCAUAGAAAUACCAUGGUCUCUCCCCACAGCCUUAAAUCAAAUUAAAUGUUAUUUGUCACAUGCUUGGUAAACAACAGGUGUAAACUAACAGUGAAAUGCUUUCUUACUUCCUUCCCAACAAUGCAGAGAGAAAAAUAUAGAAAAAUUAUAACACCAGGAAUAAAUACACAAUGAGGAAUGAUAACGUGGCUACAUACACAUCCUAGAAGGAUGGUUCAAUAUUAUUCUAUUGGAUUGACAAUGGAAUUUGAAUAUAUGUGAUGAUUAUGACAGAGCUCAGAGCAGUAGAGUUGUUGUGGUUGGUUUUGAAAAUGUUGUCCUCUGUCUGUAGUGUUGAGUAUGUGACCAUCUCUCCUGACGGGUUCCGGUACCGCUCCCAGAUGUUCCCCACCGUUAACGGACUGUUCCGCUGGUUCAAAGACCACUUCCAGGAACCGGUACCAGGUACAUACUGCCCAUUGGCUAGAACACCUGUCAAUCUCUCUAGACCAGUGUGCCACUGCUGUAGUUGUCCUAUGUUGAUUGGGUAGGUUGUAAAGGUGUUUUUAUCUCCUAUACCAGUGGUCACCAACCUUUUCUGAGUCAAGAUCACUUCCGCAGUUAAAAAGCAAGCCGAAAUCUACCGCUCAUAUUUUUUUUACAUGACAGUCGGAUCUCUUUUUUUUUUCCAGAGUUCCCAUUUGUCUUGAACGCUCAGAAGUCUGAGGUUUCUGAAUUCCCAGUUGUUUUGAACACAGCAUUAGUCUCAGCGGAGGGAGGGAGGAAGGGAGAGAACAGCAGAGGGUCACGAUCCUAUCCUUUCUUUCUUCCCUUGAGACUGACCAGAGAGAGGACAGUCUCCACCUGAUGGCGAAACUCGAAUCGCACCGCAUCUGCCUCAGUCAUGCACAAAUUCAUGUUGUUCCUAUGACCAGAGAAAGUGAAAUACUCCUCGAUAUUAAAAUAUCCACGACGAGCUUCUAAUAAUAAUUAAAACGCAGGGCUAUCAACAAUCUUGGCUACUCAUUCCUUGCAGCUGCAGCGCGAGUGAAAUUAUGGAUACGUUUUUUUUUUAUGUUUUGUAAUAGUGUUGAAGAAAAACAAGGUUGGCAGUGCUGAAUACAUAUUUUUAACAUGAACUCGCUCAUAAAAACAGCAGCUCUUUGCUGUAUUCUUUGACAGUCUCUCUGUGGUCAUGGUUUUAAAAGUUAUUACAUCUAAAUUAGGCUAGUAUCAAACUUUGCAAUGACCUGGGGCCGUGGAAGCGCUGUAGGCGCACUCGAUUUAGCCACUGAUCUCCCGGUCCACUGGGUAGGCGGAGUUAGUUUUUUCAGACAAAUGAAAUGGUUCAAAAUGGGAACACUUUGCCUACCUGGUGCUCAGAGCUUCUCAAUCAAGUGCACCUACUUUUUUUUUUUUUAAAGGAGUGCAAGGCUUUACCACAGGCUUUACCACAGCCUUUACCACAGGCUUUACCACAGCCUUUACCACAGCCUUUACCACAGCCUUUACCACAGCCUUUACCACAGGCUUUACCACAGCCUUUACCACAGGCUUUACCACAGCCUUUACCACAGGCUUUACCACAGCCUUUACCACAGCCUUUACCACAGGCUUUACCACAGGCUUUAUCGUUGGCUUUUCUACAGAAACGUUUGGUGAUCGACGGGUUGGCGACCACUGUCCUAUCCUGUGGUUCCAAUAUCUGUUUCAUUUCCUCCCUCAGGCAUCACACCCAGCAGUAGCAGUCGAACACGGACACCUGCCUCUGUCAACACUACACCAGCUAACAUCAACAUCGCAGGUCAGUCUCUCUUACUCACUUUCUCUCUCACACAACACACACACACACACACAAACUCAUCUCCAUCCAAAUGUAUCAAUCCUAAAGUUGGUAAGCAAUUUCAUCCUAUCAAAUAUCCACUUUAGUAAUUCUGGUGGAUGUCUGAUGCUACUGUAGUGUUUAACUCUCCGUCUCUCCGUCUCUCAGACCUGACGCGAGCGGUCAGCGCUCUCCCACGCAACAUGACCUCCCAGAUGUUCAGUGCCAUCGCCGCGGUGACAGGGCAGGGGCAGGGCCAGAACGCCUAACACUACGCCCUGCCCAGUGGGGCUCCAGCCAAUACGGUUACACCGGGGGCAGCAGCGGGGGCGGGGGAGGCAGCUCCUCAGCCUAUCACGUGAGUGGAUUUAUAGCAUUGCUUUACCGAUGGUCCAAUGGCUUUGUUUUGUAUUGGGGUAAAAUGAAGCUAACUCGCCUCAUUCGCUGCCAGUGUGUAUCAACCACCUGGGUGAUGCUAAGGAAUCUUGUUGUGGCAGAAAGAUCAAACAUGGGUGUUCAUCACAUUGGAGAGAUGUGACGUGAAUAAUGUUAUCUUUUUCUACUGCUGUUUGCCACAAUUAUUUGAAUGUGUAGAUAGUGCUCCAUUUUAACCACCUCUCCCUCCCUCCUUCCCUCCAUCUCUCUCUCUCCAGGUGUUUGCGACGCCCCAACAGCCGAUGGCGACGCCCAUGAUGACCCCCAGCUACUCGUAUACCACCCCCAGCCAGCAGACCAUGGGUACCCCGCAGUACCCCUCCUCCACCCCCCAGUCCUCCCACUCCACAGAGCAGCCACGGACACCAGGGCCACAGCAGUCACCAGGGACACUCGUCCAACACACCCUCCUCCUCCUCCUCAUCCAGAGGACGCACUCCGCAGCAGCAGCCUAAGUAAGUCGAGACGGAGAGAUAGACAGGUUGUGUUUCAGUUGGAUGUGUGUGAUGAGUCAGUUGAUGGAAAAUGUUUUUUGAGUAGUUGGGAGUUUUUAGAAUAUGUCAGAAUAAUUCUAGAAGAAAUGACUACAUGUAUCCUGGGCUAUGGGUCGAUCUGGAAUGAAGAAGUUGUGUUCUGAAUCUCUAUUGUGAAUAUCAGAUUGAUUGCAAACUUUCAGUGGUGGUGGUAGCUAUGGAAAGACUACAACAUCCAAACUGGAAAGACUACAACAUCCAAACUGCCCUGUACCUAACCCCGCCCCUACUCUGUGUCUCCCUGCAGGUCGGGCGGCAGCGCGGCGGUGGACUGGGGCAAGGUGGCGGAGCAGUGGCUCCAGGAGAAGGAGGCAGAGAGGAAGAAGCAGAAGACACCCAGGAUGACCCCGCGACCUUCCCCCAGCCCCAUGAUCCAGAGCACGCCUAUGUCAAUUGCUGGAGACGCCACGCCCCUUCUGGACGAGAUGGACCGAUAGGAC
Messenger RNA from Coregonus sp. 'balchen', 28576 nucleotides. Lineage: Eukaryota; Metazoa; Chordata; Actinopteri; Salmoniformes; Salmonidae. The record is from the annotation of a GenBank genome assembly.